GUCGGGCCGAGCCGGGACCAGGAAGCGCGGACCGGGCGAGCCGCGGAGGGCGCCGGCGGGUGAGAUGGGGAACCGCUGCGGCGGCUGCUGCUGCUGCGCCGGCGGGAACUGCCCUUUGCUAUUUGAGAGAAAAAAAGAAAAACCAGGUACAAGAAUCAGUAAGCAGAGUAUACAGAUCCCAGAGAACAAUAAGGGACUUGACGUUGCCCCGGUGUAUGACGACGUGUCAGAGUUCCCUGUCUACGCCACCGUGAGCAAGCCCAAGAACAUGAAGCAUGACGAAAGCAGCGUGCACUAUGCGGACAUCCAGGUCUUCACUAAAAUCCGGGAACGUUCAGCUGAGGAGGUGAAAAAUCUCCAGUCGCAGAAUGCUACGGAGUACGCCACCCUCAAUUUUCCCCGAGCUGCCCCAAAAUACGACAACAAGAACGGUACUCUGGUGUAAAAGCCAAAGAUUUCCUUGCUAUCCUUCUACAGAAAAGUUAUGUCACAAACUGCAGAUGCUCAGCUGUUCUUGCUUGUGAACGCUCAGAAAGAUGGCCAUCUGGGCCAGGUCAGAAUGGACUCCUGGGAGCAAGUGUUUCUUUUUUCUUGCACUUUGGGCAAAGUAGUAAAUGAUGUUUCAGGAGAAAAAUGGCUUCUUGUAUCCUGUUACCAAGCAAGAUAGUGAGGAGACAGUACUGGAGGAUGAAGCACAACUGAAACAUGGAGUAAAGAAGAUAAUGUUUUGUAAGACUUCUAAGAACUUUCCAUAAGCAAUAAUUGCAGGAUUCUGUUAUAUCAAUUCAGCUCUCUCUGAAAAUAGAUGAGGUUCCCCCCCGCCCCCACAACACUGGGGGGAAAAAGGCACACUACAAAAACAUUUUGAGCUGCCUUAACUUAGACAUUCAACCCCAUUCGCAGCAAGAGGAUUAUUCCCAGGGCAAAGGCUGUGUGAAAUUUUGAGUGUGUGGGAAAUUCAGGGCAUACUUCCAUCUGGGUGGGAGAAAUGGGUACGGACUUCCUUUGUCAGUGUAAGAAGUGGAUAAUUCCUUUGGCAGCUUAGCUCAUGAAAAGACAAUUAUCCAUUUUCUCACCAGACCGAAAUAGCAACCCUGGUCCUGAUUACACAGGGCUAUUGUAGAACGAUCCGUGAGGCAGGUGUUGAAAGAGAAAGACUUCCCAGCACAGUUUCCGUGCAGUUAAAUUGAUCCAGGAAGAGGACAGUUACGAUGUACAACGGCAGGUUCCGCACAUCCUAAAAUUAGCUUAUUUUCAAGUAAAAGGUGAUCAGUGCACCCUCCUGCCCUCUUACGGUGUUUAUUCUCGGAGAGGAAAUGUUUAGGAGAAGAUGCCAGGUGAGGGCUUCGGCAGAAGGUCUGAGCUCUUCAUCUUUCCUCUGUCCUUUUACAUGGUGGGGUUACGGACAUAUCAUUCUUUAAAGUCUGAUCAUUGCAGAGGCCAUAAGGUACUCCUUGGCCCUGUAACGUCUGGGACACAAGGAAGGGCUGGUGUGAGAGGUUGGCGGCAUCAGAACUGCCACCGCUCCAACCUGGAGCUUCAUCGUUGGCCUGCUCACCCAGCCUCCCUGCUGGGCUGUUUGAUCCCCUCCUCUGUCUCGUUUCCUGGCUCAUAGGCUAGACAUCCUCCCACAGCGGGCUCAGAGUCGAACAAGGCAGGCCAGUCCACUAGCAGGACAAACUUUGGGCAGUCCUUCUACAGAUUUCUGGCCUGAAGACAGCCUGUUCCUCAACCUCAUUUUCCGAGGACAGCUGUCUUGGGGCUUCUCCGGUCCCUCCGCUGUGCAGGAGUUCCAGUCUAUGGAAAUGAAGCGUAUCCAUCAUCUUGCAAGGGCAGGGCCAACAAAUGACCUGGCUCCUGUCUCAACAAGAGAAUUAUCUGGCCAAUAUUGUCUGUGGUUUGCUGUCCAAAGUCCUGCUUUCUCUUUGUAUUGUUGGUACCUGCCUUGGCUCCCAAGCCAUCCUGCUUCCUCCAGGGCUCCAUGCUUGUAUGUGGAAGCAGAACCAAGGUUAGGAGAACAAGCAUCAUUUUAUCUUGAUCCCUCAUGGGUUUCCUGGCCUCCCUGCUCUUUGGAAGAGUCUAAUGUCUGCUCCCCAGCAUCCAAUAGCAGUGUGGCAUCUAGGGAGGGUCCUACCCAGAAAGGCCUGGGAGAGACUCCACCCCUCCUGGAAGCUACUACUGCUCAGAAACGGUCAGCCUUAGCAGGUAGACCAGAUUGGGAACACGAUCAGAUAAACUAAUUCCACUUUACUGUAAAGCUACAUUAGCAGAAUCUUGCAAGUCUGAAAGUACAGUUCUCCCGCCGUCCCCUUUGCAACCCAGGGAACUAGGGAGGGUCCCUUCAGAGCUUCUUGCCCCACAGCUGUCGAGCUGUGGGCUAUGCCACCUCUUAUCUGACCAUUCCCUAGGCAGCAUCUCUUUGCCCUGUCUCCCCACAUACCAUUACAGAGACUCACCCUGACUUGCCUUGCCACUCUCUCUCUGGUGUGGAUCAGACAAAGGUGGCAGCCAAACAAAUGGUAGUGAUGAAAGGUCAGCAGAGAAGGGUGGCCACUGGAGGACAUUCAGUUGGAGAAGGAUAGCCUAGUGCGUAUGGUAGGCGCAAAAAAGACUUGGAAGGUAGAAGAGCAAAACAGCCUAAGUAACCCCGUUCUGUAUUGCUUUGCAUUGGAUGCACACUACUCUAACUUCAAAAUAUUGUCUCAGAUAAGUUGGUUUGUCAGGAUGAUUGGUUGGUUGAUUGGCUUUUACAGCUAGUGAAACUAGGAAUGGGUGGUGUGAAAUUUGCUUUCCAGCUCCAACAUUGGAUCCUGUUGAAUAAUAGGGAUUCAAGAUAUAUCUGUCUGCCAGCUGUGGAAGAAAAGCUUCCCAUGGUCCAUAUUUUAUCUGUUUCCCCUCAGAACUCUCAGCCUGCAAAGGGGUCUAGUUUACCUGUUUGGCUUUGGAGGUACAAUAUAUUUAACAGAUAAUCAAAUGCUUUGUGAAGAAACAGAAAUAAAUUGCUCUAAGUAACAGCGGUAUUAACUUUUUUAGCAGGCACUAAACAGAAGACCUGUGAACACUGAAUUUGUUCUGAAAUGAUUUUCCCCAGAUGUUUAUUCCUUGCAUAGAAUUUUAUCAAUCAUGAAGACACAUUUUCUGUGCUUCCUAAUCCUGUUUAUUUAUUGAACUGGAAUGAAUUCAGAUCAGAAAUUGGGAUGCGAUCUCUCAAUGUUUGACAAGCUCAAAUAUUGUUUUAAAAUGGUCACAGCACUAGCCCUCAAGGCAGCAGAAAGAAUCUAGAAGAUAUUGCAAAGUGCUGCUUUUUAAAAUUUCUAGACUGUAUUUAGGACUUUAAGAGGUUUACUCAGGAUUUUGAGUAUUGGGAUUCACAGUGACAAGGCAAUAGUUACAUUUAAUUUAAAAAUAAUUUGGUGAGCAGAUAUGGCACUUUGUUGCAAUACAGAUGAAAUACUGGAGAAUUUACAGAACUGCAGAAGUUGAAGUAUGAAGAACUCCCCCAACUUUAAAUAAACUGGGCAGUUCUACCAGUUUUUUUAUGUGCUUUUUACUCAAUGCAGUUCUUUUGGGGCAUGAAAAUAGGUGUCAGCCGCCAGCCAUUGGAAAACAGAGGACCAGUGUGACCAAAUCCUUGGAAGAACAUCCAAUAAAUGUAGGAAUAUCCCAUGCAAUUCAAUGAAUAUUCUUUUUCCAGCACCGAACUCCACUUCAUGGUACCGGUCGCUGAUUGUUUUCAAGCCAGUUUGUGCAACAGUGUCACAGAAACGGCACAAACGGGUCCCUUUCUUGAGAGCUAGCAGCUGUAAACCAAAUGAAUUCUCUGUUAAUGCAAGCAGGCCCAUCAGCUGUGAAUUUUAGCUUAGGAAAUGCAACCUUGCGAUAAUUAUCCUUCAAUAUUAGGGUUAAUCUUUAGCCAGCCUGACCGAUAGGUUAUGAAUUGCUCCAAGUACUUCAGCGUGAACGGAUCUCACGCCAGCCCUCCAAGCUUCACGGUGAAUGUAUGUGGUGAAAUGUUUCUCUGGAACAACAGAAGGGACGUUUUGUCUUGCUUUAUUUGGCCCCGUUGUUCUUGCUUGUGUUUACUUUCACCCAUGCUUUUCAUAAUGAACAAUUCUCGAUCUUAGCACAAGCUGUUUUCUCUUGCAAAUAUAUUGGGAUAGCUCUGGACAGUUUCCGUUGGCAAAAAAUAGCAGAAGGGAGCAGUUGCUCUGUUAAACAUUUCUGUGAAGGAAAUGGAUUCCUGGACUGUGUUCAGCAACCGCGAAGCUGGAAAGUAGUGAAAUCUGUACAUGCCCUCAUUCUAAUUAUCAAUAUUUGUAUAAUGAAUAGCGUAAUAACAUUAGAAGUCGUACUAAGAGGACAGUUUUCUGGAAAGUAUGUCUGUGUCUUGAAAGGUAUGUUUUCUUCCUCAUUUCGGUGUUGAUAGAGUUAUUGGAAGUAGUUAAUAAUUUCCUGGCUCCUUGUUCAGGAGCUGCACACUUUAUUACAGAAGAAUAAAUAUUUUUAUAGUUAA
Candoia aspera is the source of this 4513-nucleotide messenger RNA. RefSeq names its product chromosome 9 C11orf52 homolog (gene C9H11orf52). The coding region runs from base 65 to 445 and encodes 126 amino acids. NCBI's taxonomy places the organism in Eukaryota, Metazoa, Chordata, Lepidosauria, Squamata, Candoiidae. The transcript is spliced from 4 exons. The record is from RefSeq and is a predicted model, not a curated record. Gene Ontology annotation, cellular component: extracellular exosome.